Sorghum bicolor (sorghum) is the source of this 1965-nucleotide messenger RNA. Its product is annotated as UDP-glycosyltransferase 89B1. Gene Ontology annotation, molecular function: UDP-glycosyltransferase activity. The coding region runs from base 384 to 1841 and encodes 485 amino acids. Lineage: Eukaryota; Viridiplantae; Streptophyta; Magnoliopsida; Poales; Poaceae. The transcript has a single exon. The record is from RefSeq and is a predicted model, not a curated record.
AAUCUUGAAAUUUUUUUGACAUUUUUUGAACUAAACAAGGCCUAAAUGGCGUGAUCAACUGGGGGGAAAAUCCAGUGCAUACUGGAUGCACACAGCAUCUAUGCAAACUGCCUACACUCAAAAAAGAAAAAAUCUAUACAAACUGCCAUCCUGGCCGUAUUUUGAACCGAAUUUAGUAUUUUCCAUCCAAGAUCCAACUACCAUACCAAGUGGUCCCGACGGGACCACCAACCACCGAAUUUUUUCCAUAAAGAACGAACCACGCGCGGAUUAGCUCUCUGCUUCUCGUUUCCGAUUUGCAGUCUCGGCAGUCGCCCUUGCCAGCGACCAACCGCGCCAUCGCUCUCCCGCCUCCGUCUGAACCUGCCACCAAGCAUCAAGCCAUGGAGACGGCAGCGGCACCUACCACGGCGCCGCACGUGCUAGUGGUCCCCUUCCCCGCGCAGGGCCACACGCUGCCGCUCCUCGACUUCGCCGGCCUGCUCGCCACGCGGGGCCUCCGCCUCACCGUCGUCACCUCGCCCGCCAACCUCCCGCUGCUGUCGCCUCUCCUCGCGGCGCACCCCGGUGCCGUCCGCCCGCUGACACUUCCGUUCCCCUCCAACUCGUCUAUCCCCCCGGGUCUCGAGAGCACCAGGGGCUGCCCCCCGGAGUACUUCCCCGUCUUCAUCCACGCGCUCACCGCGCUCCGCGAGCCCGUCCGUGCGUGGGCCAGGUCACGCCCGUCGUCCGACGACGACCCCAUCGUCGCCGUCGUAGCCGACUUCUUCUGCGGGUGGGCGCAGCCGCUCGCCCGUGAGCUCGGCGCCGUGGGCCUCGUGUUCUCGCCGUCCGGCGUCCUCGGCGCUGCCGUCCCUCACUCGCUCUUCCGCCGCCUGGUGAGGCGGCCUGCUGCUGCUGCCGAGGGCGGCGACAAGGAGUCCUUCGUCGUCACGUUCCCGGCAAUUCCCGGCGAGCCGGCGUACCAGUGGAGAGAGGUCUCCAUGGUUUACAGGUGGUACGCGGAAGGCAGGGAGGAAGACGAGCAGGUCCGCGAGUUGGUGAGGCAGAACUUCCUGUGGAACCUUCACGACAGCUGGGGUUUCGUGUUCAACUCGUUCAAGGCGCUGGAGGGGAGGUACCUGGAGCAGCCGCUCGAGGACCUGGGCUUCAGGCGCGCCUGGGCUGUGGGCCCCGUAGCACCUGACGCAGACGCCGCCGGCGCGCGCGGCGGGGAGGCGGCCGUCGCGGCCGCCAGCCUCGGCGCGUGGCUGGACCCGUUCCCGGAAGGCUCGGUCGUGUACGUGUCGUUCGGGAGCCAGGCGGUGCUGACCCCGGCCGUGGCGGCGGCGCUGGCCGAGGCGCUGGAGCGCAGCGCCGUGCCGUUCGUCUGGGUCGUGAGCGCCGGGAGCAGCGGCGUCGUCCCCGAAACGUUCGAGGCGCGCGCGGCGGAGGCGGGCCGCGGGAUGGUGGUGCGCGGGUGGGCGCCGCAGCUGGCGACGCUGCGGCACCCGGCGGUGGGGUGGUUCAUGACGCACUGCGGCUGGAACUCGGUGCUCGAGGCCGCCGCGGCGGGCGUGCCCAUGCUGGCGUGGCCGAUGACGGCGGACCAGUUCGUGAACGCGCGCCUGCUCGUGGACGAGGCGCGCGUCGCGGUGCCCGCGUGCGCGUGGGGUUUCGGCGUCGCGCCGGACCCGGGCGAGCUGGCGACCGUGCUGGCCGACGCGGUCGGGGAGAAGGGCCGCGACGUGAGGGCGCGCGCCAAGGAGCUCGCGGCGGAGGCCGCGCGGGCGGUGAAGCCAGGCGGGAGCUCGUACGCUGAUUUGGACGGGUUAGUGCAGGAGAUUCGGAAUGUUCAUUGAAUUCGAGCGGAUCGUCAGGAUAAAUUGCUGCGCUGGCAUGCUGUAUAAUUAACUGUUACACUGUCCUGGUCGACUAUAAUCACGUUCAAUAACAAAAGUUUGUUUCAAAGGGAUGCAUUCUUCA